Salarias fasciatus (jewelled blenny) is the source of this 3260-nucleotide messenger RNA. Its product is annotated as dapper homolog 3. Gene Ontology annotation, biological process: negative regulation of canonical Wnt signaling pathway. Lineage: Eukaryota; Metazoa; Chordata; Actinopteri; Blenniiformes; Blenniidae. The transcript is spliced from 4 exons. The record is from RefSeq and is a predicted model, not a curated record. The coding region runs from base 173 to 2149 and encodes 658 amino acids. Gene Ontology annotation, cellular component: cytoplasm.
UCUGCGACACCAUGCCGCUCCAAGGCAACCGCACUAUCACCAGGAAUGGGAUGCAGCGUGGCCCUUUAUAGCCUGCCCUCGUAAAUCUGGGCCAAUUGGGCAGCACCAAAAUACAACAUAGGAGGAAUAAUACGCUUUUAUUGCACACAGUCCGGGGAUUUUCGGGGCGGGCAUGCACCGUGCGUUCUCGUUCCCGGUGACUGCGGAGCGCAGUCGGACCAAGGAGCGCCUGGAGGCGAGCCUGUCCGGGCUGUGUGAGCUGGAGCUCCGCAGGCAGAGGCAGGAGUGCCUGGUGCUGGGAGCUCUGGCUCUCGGGGACCCUCCGGCUCAGGGGGACACCAGAGGGGAGCUGGCGUGUUUCAGCAGCUGGGGACAGGAAAACCUGACUCUGAGGAGACAGCUGAGUGCUCUUCAGAGUUCCCCAUGGGGUCUGAUGCAGGCGCUGGAACAGCAGGUGGGAGAGCUGAGGGUCGACGCCGAGGACGGCAGCUGCGAUGCAGCCCAGGGAGGAGGAGGAGGAGACACCGGCGAUAGUCGGCCAAGUUCUGGUUUCUAUGAGUCAAGCGAAGGUCAGUCUCCAAAGGGAAAGUCGUGCUCAGCAGAGGCUGCAGAGACCGUCACCUCCCGGACUUACUCCAGCGACAGGCCCAAGUCUGUCGGAGACCCGCUCAUGCUGUCUGGAGAAUUCGAUGUGCCGGCUCUACGCCCCACCCUGCCUCGCUCCUUCUCUGCGCCGUACCCGCCUCUGGAGGGUAUCGCUGAGGAGGGCGUGGCAGUGGACUCCUGGCAGUGGGAGCCCGCCGAGACCGCCCACACCUGGCAGGAGCAGCUGGAGGAGGACCAGGCCACCGAGGAGGACUACCAACAGGCUUUCAGGGUAGAGGGUUACAUCCUGAGUCUGAUUCAGCGUCACACCCUCUCGCCACGGCCGAGUCAGCCCCGCACCACUCUCAACCCGGACCCGAUGUACAGCAGUGCCUCUGGACACGGCUCCCUACACAGGAGAACUCCUUCCCUGACCAGGGAGCAGCACCAUCCUGACGCCCAUCUACAGCCCCACGCUGACCUUUCGGCAAACCCUCGGAGCCAGGCAUGGGGUUGUGACCUGCUGGAAGGGGAGGCCUGUGGAGGAGAGGCCCCGUCUUUGGAGGAGGACUGUUAUUUGGCUUUGCCCUACCCCCAGUCCAGGCCACACUCGCUGGCUGGGAGGUUACCGUCACCUUUGCCCUCGCUGGAUCCUAACUGUGGUGCUGGGGCUCUUGACCUUUGUUAUGAACCCACAUCCCCCCAGCAUUAUCUACAUCUACAACCCCCUAUUCAUCACAUGCACAACUUAGUUAGCGCUCAGUAUAUCCCCGGACAGGUUUGCCAUGCCCCAGUGCGCUCUCCCAGACACUACAUCCCAGAGCAACUGAAGCACAACCGAGUUCCCGCCUCUCCCGACCACGCCACCUCCAAGUCCCGAACAUCGAAGAAACCCCACAAUGAGCGACCGAGAUCCAAGAAAUCCAGCAGCAAGACAGCGCGGUCCCAGUCAGAAAACAGCCUUCUCAGUCAACGGGCGCUCCCUGAAAGGAGGUACAGCACCUCAGAGAGGCACCAAGGCAGAGAGCAUUCUGCCCAGAGCCACAUCCAGGUCACUGGGCCGCAGGUCAGCAGCAACGGCCACAACAGCAACCGACGCUGGUGCUCCAACCUGGAGCUCAGCCAGGAUGAGGGAGAGACCCAGAGAGCGCAGGCACAUCGCCGGCCCCCUCGGAAAGCUCGGCAGGGUCCCCCCUGCUCCCACCAGCAGCAGAACACCCCACGGUGGCACCAAGACUUGCAGGAAAGGGCGCCUCUCUGUCGGGGAGAGGAGGGCUAUGCCGCCACAGUCCCUGUGGAGUCUGAGUCCAGCAUGAGCGAGGUGUACUCUCCGGCCUCCAGCUCACUGUCCAGUGAUUCAGACGAGAGCGGCGGGCUGGUGUGGCCCCAGCAGCUGCCGCCUCGUCUUGCCUCCACCUCCUCAUCAUCCUCUCCUUCACCUCAAGCCAGUGCCAAUGCCCCCGCUCAACCAAAAGCCUUCGUCAAGAUCAAAGCGUCCCAUGCUCUCAAGAAGAAGAUACUCAGAUUCCGCUCAGGGUCGCUUAAAGUCAUGACCACUGUGUGAACACACAGUCAGACCUCUUUUAAACCAGCUUCAUCUUCUCCUGUGUCCCACUGCCAGAUCCACACUGUGACUGUUUUCAUCAGGAACAGAACUGCAUCAUUAUUAUAUAAUAGAAGCCCAGACCCAACACUGAGUCUACCUCAAACUGCAGUUUCCUCUCAAUGAGAAGCAUUGAGGGGAAUGAUUUAAGAUCUGCUAAGAGAUCCUUUAUCUGUAGUGUCUGGUUGUAUUAAUCUCAUGGCCGACAGCCAUCAGACAGGAAACUAAUGGCUAUUAUGCGGCUCUAAAGGAUGAUUAUUACUGCCAAGUCACGCUGUGUUGACAUGGACCGUACUGAGGCUCAGCAACUGACUAUGCUGCCAGUUGUUUUUUGUUUUUUUUCAUUUAAUUAAUAUGAGUUGGUUUCAUAUUCAAUUAAUCAAAUGCCUAUGGUUAAUUAUGUACAACCAACUGUUGUCUAUGCAGCUGAUUGUUCAAAAAAUGUUUUCUCUUCUGUGAAUUCCACCAGCAGUUUGUCAAUAGCCUGAUGUCGGGUGGAAUAUCACUGCUCUGAAAAUGAGAUAAAAGCAUUUUAACAUCAAGAAACUUAAUCAGAUUUACUUUAUCUGCCUGGUUAAGUUUUUCUAGUUUACAUCACAGUGUACAAGAUAGUGAGUGUUGACAUGUCCAUCUUUCUACAUAUUAGUUCCAAAUUUAGAGUUUUUUUCCCCAGAAACACAGAAAAUACAACAACAAAGCCAAAAAAUCCUUUCAGUGUUUCUGGUAAAAACGAUUCUUCCUGCAUUCGUCCAGUCUCAUAGAUUCCAGGCUGAUGGAGGAUCUUUAUUUUUACAUUGAUUCUCAAAGAAGUGAGCUGCCCACUACCUCUCUUCUUCGGUUUGCUGAUUUUGGGACCAAUGAGUGGAAACAACCUGAAUUCUGAGUCGGGGAUAAACUUUAGAUUUCAUAAAGGGACCAGUGUACAUUAAUGCAUGCCUAUAACCUACAGUAUAAAGAAGUGCACAAAUUCACUUAAACACACAAUGACACUCUGUAAAUACUUAAUAUGUUCUUUUGUAAUAAUCUUUUUUGUAUAUACCAUCAUGUGGCCUUGUUUUGGAAUGAAUGUAGU